Messenger RNA from Scedosporium apiospermum, 801 nucleotides. RefSeq lists its product as uncharacterized. The transcript has 3 exons. The record is from RefSeq and is a predicted model, not a curated record. Bases 1 to 801 code for a protein of 266 amino acids. Lineage: Eukaryota; Fungi; Ascomycota; Sordariomycetes; Microascales; Microascaceae.
AUGGAGCCGAUUAAAGUCAUCGUCGCCUCGACAAAGGCGACGUGGCUCGCGAAACUCGUCUUCCGCGGCAUCGCGGCCGUCAUCGCCAUCGCCUUGAUUGGCAUCGUUUCGUCGGUCGCAGCGCAAAGCUCAUACGACGAUUACUACUACUCUUACACUGACGGCUAUAUCCCGCUUGCCGUUAUUGGUGCCCAGCUCAUCUUGUCGGUUUGCUGGACUAUUGCCGAAAUUGUCUGCCUCAUCGUCCGAACAGGUCAUCUAGGCAUUCACCCUGGCGCCUGCGUCGCCAUGGAUCUGAUCAUCUGGCUCGGCCUCCUAAUCGGUGUUAUCAUCUUGUCUCUGCUCUGCUGGGGAGGCUGGUGUGGCUGGGAUUACGACGAGUAUGGAGACGCGGUCGUCAGCCAUUCUCGGCGGACGGCGACGGUUGCCCUUGGCGUUAUCCUCAUCCUCACGCAUUUCACUCUCUUCGUCAUCGCCUGCUGGGAAACAAGCGUCCGAAACCGUGCCGUCCGGCUUAUUCUCGACCGUAACGGCGAACUUCUGAAGGGACCAGAGUCUGCCUACAAGGCGUAUCAGAGUUAUCAAGCUCGGUCUGCGCCUGCCGCCCAACCCGUACCGCAGCCGCCACCGGCGGCUUUUUCGCCCGCUCCGGCACCAGUUCCUGGACACCUGUAUCCCACCGCACCCCCAUCGCGUCGCCCAGUCGCAUCCGAAGCGCCCCAGGCUUCAUUGAACCCCGGCCGAAUCCCGAGUCCGUCGGAAGUAUCGAGCGUCAGCCCUGUAGCGCCCAAUCCUCAAUAG